Quercus robur (English oak) is the source of this 915-nucleotide messenger RNA. RefSeq lists its product as uncharacterized. The record is from RefSeq and is a predicted model, not a curated record. Lineage: Eukaryota; Viridiplantae; Streptophyta; Magnoliopsida; Fagales; Fagaceae. The transcript has 2 exons. Bases 1 to 915 code for a protein of 304 amino acids.
AUGGAAGAGAGAACAGCUGAUGCCGAGGAUAGGAAGUUAUGGCCUGAAGUAGUCGAGAAACAUUUCAUUGAUAUCUUGUUAGAAGAGGACGCUAAAGGGAAUAUGCCCCAAGGCCAGUUCAAGACUGGAACUUGGACAAUCGUUAUGAAUGAGUUUAACAAACGCACGAAUAAAAAUUACAACAAGACACAACUUACACAAAAAUAUCAACGAAUGAAAGGUCGACACCGCACAUUCUUCCAGCUUAUCGCACGUACAGGAAUGGGAUGGGACCCCAUUUCAAAUAUAGUGACGGCCAGUGAGGAAGCUUGGGCUGCUGCAUUUGUGGUCAAUCAUAAAUUCAAGGAGUUCAAGAAAAAGGGGCUGAAACACUACGACCUGUUGGGCAGGCUUUUCAAUUCAAACAUAGCCACGGGUUUCCUCCAAAUUUCAUCUGCCCAACCAGCUCCCAACAGUGACGAAGAGAGAGAGCUGGAUGCAGCCUUCCUAUCAUCAGGGGUGCAUGUCAACGUCAACACCGAUAGUGUAGAUGAUGUGGAGGAGUUGCCCACACCAAGUGAAGUCCAAAGCUGGAGGCAAGCUAAAAAGCGGCCAGUUGAACCAUUUCAUUCAAGCGAAAAAAGGAAGAAAGGGCACUCCCUUGAAAGCAUAACUGAAGCUAUUUGGGGGUUUACUGACAUGAGGAAUCGGAGGGGGAAAAGGUCCAUUGACACUAGAGACUCUGGUGUGGGGGGUGACAUUAAGUCAGUUACAGAAGCUGUAACACUGCUCAACCAAUACACCGAUGUGGAUCAUGUCACAUAUUGCAAGGUCGUGCAGGAGUUUCAUAACUUCAAGAGUAGAGCCGCUUCUUUUGCUAUGACGGUCGAUAGGAGAAGGGCUUGGAUUGAGUUCAUUGGGGGUGGAUUGCAGUAG